AUGAUCGCCACCGGGGGCCUCCUGAGGAUCUCGGCCCGUAAGCAGGACCCCCUCCGGCCCCCGAGCCAGGCGGCCAAGCGGCCGCGGAAGGCCAAGAAGAGGCGCAAGAACGACGUGGUGGUGGUGAAGGGCAAGCUGCAGCUCUGCUCCGUGCCGGGGCUCAUCGCCCUCGGCGGAAUCCUGGUGCUCCUGGUGGGCAUCGCCAUGGCCGUGGUGGGCUACUGGCCCCGGCCGGGCCCCGGCCAGCGGGAGGGCGGCAGGCCCCCGGACCCGGGCCGGACCGGCGGCCUCCCCAGCCCGGAGGCCAACUCCAGCACGGGGCUGAAGGUGUUGGGGCCCCUGAUCAUGGGCAUCGGCAUCUUCCUGUUCAUCUGCGCCAACGCCGUGCUGCACGAGGACCGGGACAAGAAGACCAAGAUCAUCAACCUGCGGGACCUCUACUCCACCGUCAUCGACGUGCACAGCCUAAGGGCCAAGGACCUGCUGGCCCCGGGCCCCGGGCCCGGCCCGCCGCACGCUUCCCCUCUCAACGGGUUCCUCGGCCGGGCCCGGGGCCCGCAGGCCCGGUCCCCGCGGGUCCGGGCGGCUCCCACCAACUCCGCCGCCUCCUCCUGCGGGGAGCCCUCCGGGCCCGGCCCGCCCCCGCCGGCCCCGGCCGAGGCGGUGUACAGCAUCGGCCGGGAGAGGGCGCUCCGCGCCGCCCCGCCCGACGGCCCCCGCCCGGACAGCGCCCCGCCCGGCAGCCCCGCGUCCUGCAGCCCCGCGUCCGCCAGCCCCGCGGCGUCCGGCUGGGGGCGGCCGAGCGCCGCCAGCUCCGCCCGGGGGUCGUCGCUCGGCGCCAUCGCCCUGCUGCCCCUGCGGGGCGCGGGGGGCCCGGGCGGGGACCCGGGGGGGGCCGGGGCUCUGGGGCCGGGGGGCGGGGCUCUGGAGGCCGGGGGCGGGGCUCCGGAGCCCAGGGGAGGGGCUCUGGAACGGGGGGGCCGGGUCCUGGAGUCGGGGGGCGUGGCCCUAAAGGGCGGGGGCGGGGCUCCGGAGCCAGGGGGCGGGGCUCUAGAAGACGGAGGCGCGGCUCUAGAGCCAGAGGGCGUGGCCCUAAGGGCCGGACGUGUGGCUCUGGAGUCAGAAGGCGUGGCCCUAGAGGCAGGGGGCGUGGCCCUGUUGGCCGGGGGCGCGGCUCCAGAGCCAGGGGGCGUGGCCCUAGAGGCCGGGGGUGUGGCUCUAGAGCCAGAGGGAGUGGUGCUAGAGCCCGGGGGCGUGGCCCUGGAGGCCGGGGGGCGGGUCCUGGGACCAGGGGGCGGGGCCCGAAAGGGGGCUCUGGAGCCAGGGGGAGGGGCUCUGCAAGCCGGGGGCGGGGCUCUAGAGCCAGGGGGCGGGGCCCUAGAGGCCGGGGGCGUGGCUGUGGAGCCAGGGGGCGGGGCCCUAAUGGCCGGAGGUGUGGCUCUAGAGGCAGGGGGCGUGGCCCCAGAGGCCGGGGGCGGGGUCCUGGGGGCAGGGGGCGGGGCCCUAAAGGGGGCCCUGAAGCCAGGAGGAGGGGCUCUGCAAGCCGGGGGCGGGGCUCUAAAGGUCGGGGGCCCGGCUCUGGAGUCAGAGGGCGUGGCCCUAAAGGUCCGGGGCGCGGCUCCAGAGCCAGAGGACGUGGCCCCAAAGGCCGGAGGUGUGGCUCUGGAAUCAGAGGGCGUGGCCCUAGAGGCCGGGGGCGAGGCUCUAGAUCCAGGGGGCGUGGGCCUUAAAGCCGGGGGCGCGGCUCUAGAGCUAGGGGGCGUGGCCCUGGAGGUCGGGGGCGCGGCUCUGGAGCCAGAGGGCGUGGCCCUAAUGGCCGGGGGCCCGGCUCUGGAGUCAGAGGGCGUGGCCCUAAUGGCCGGGGGCCCGGCUCUGGAGUCGGAGGGCGUGGCCCUAAUGGCCGGGGGCCCGGCUCUGGAGUCGGAGGGCGUGGCCCUAAUGGCCGGGGGCGUGGCUCUGGAGCCAGGGGGUGUGGCCCUAAAGGCCGGGGGCGCGGCUCUAGAGCCCGGGGGCGUGUCCCUAAAGGCCGGGGGCGCGGCUCUGGAGCCAGAGGACAUGGUCCUAACGGCCGGGGGCGCGGCUCUGGAGCCGGAGCCGGAGGGCGUGGCUUUGGGGCCGAGGGGCGUGGCUUUGGAGGGCGGGGGCGCGGCCUCGCAGUCAGGGGGAGGGACCCUGCAAGCCGGGGGCGUGGCUCCGGAGGUCGGGGGCGGGGCUCUGGAAUCGGGGGGCGUGGCUCCGGAGGUCGGGGGCGGGGCUCUGGAGUCGGAGGGCGUGGCUCCGGAGGUCGGGGGCCUAUCGCAGGAGAGCGUGGGCGCGGAGCGCGCGGGCGGCCCCUGGCGGCGGGGCGGGGCGGCGUCGCCUUCGCCGUCGGGGUCCGUCGGGGUCGGGGCCCGGCCGCCGCCGCCGCCGGCGCCGCCCCCGGUCCGCGGCCCGUCCCGCCCCUCCGGGGCCCCGACGAGCGGGCCGCCGCCCGCGCCCCCCUCCGCAGCGGACGGCCUCUUCGUCAUCUCCACCUCCGCCCCGGGCGGCCGGGAACACCGAAGACCCCAGCGGGAAACCUCCUGA
This is a messenger RNA of Tachyglossus aculeatus (Australian echidna), 2565 nucleotides long. RefSeq names its product transmembrane protein 200C (gene TMEM200C). The record is from RefSeq and is a predicted model, not a curated record. NCBI's taxonomy places the organism in Eukaryota, Metazoa, Chordata, Mammalia, Monotremata, Tachyglossidae. Bases 1 to 2565 code for a protein of 854 amino acids. The transcript has 3 exons.